This is a messenger RNA of Sinocyclocheilus anshuiensis, 1470 nucleotides long. RefSeq names its product potassium voltage-gated channel subfamily A member 3-like. NCBI's taxonomy places the organism in Eukaryota, Metazoa, Chordata, Actinopteri, Cypriniformes, Cyprinidae. Gene Ontology annotation, biological process: protein homooligomerization; potassium ion transmembrane transport; action potential. The coding region runs from base 1 to 1470 and encodes 489 amino acids. The record is from RefSeq and is a predicted model, not a curated record. Gene Ontology annotation, cellular component: membrane; voltage-gated potassium channel complex. Gene Ontology annotation, molecular function: delayed rectifier potassium channel activity; protein binding. The transcript has 3 exons.
AUGCAGGAGAUCGUGAAGAACUUCACUGUGGUUCACGUGAACGCUCCGGGACAAGAGGACGGCACGGCCAUUUAUCCUGCCGGACAACGAGUGUGGAUAUACGAGGAGCUUUUUGUUUUGAAUUGUACAGAUCUUUUAUUUUUUAAUGGCUUGGAAAUGGAGAUAGCUUUGGUGAGGUUUGACAAGCGGGGUGAUGGAAGCCGUGAUGGAGAACCCUACCAAAACCAAAACUCCCUGGAUCAUCCACGCUUGGUCCACAACAAAGAACUAUACUCGAGAAGUCCACAACAGAGCUCAUGGAGAAUGAACGACAUGAACAACACAAUGAUGGGCUCCACUGAGAAUACGGUGGAUUAUUACAGUCCCCAUUUGUUUGAUGAGGACAUUCUGGACAUGGAUAUGGACCAUGAGAACAACGAACGAGUUCUUAUCAAUAUCGCCGGACUGAGGUUCGAGACACAGUUGGGCACUCUGAACCAGUUUCCCGACACUUUGCUGGGAGACCCAGACAAGCGAAUAAAGUAUUUCGAUCCCCUCAGGAACGAGUAUUUCUUUGAUCGCAACAGACCGAGUUUUGACGGAAUUCUUUAUUUCUAUCAGUCCGGCGGGAAAAUCCGACGACCUGUUAACGUGUCAAUCGACGUGUUUGCAGACGAAAUCCGCUUUUAUCAGCUGGGAGAAGAAGCAAUGGACCGUUUCCGCGAGGAUGAGGGCUUUAUCAAAGAAGAGGAGCGACCGUUGCCAAACCAUGAAUUUCAGAGACAGGUUUGGCUUUUGUUUGAGUACCCAGAGAGCUCUGGUCCUGCCAGAGGCAUUGCUAUUGUGUCUGUUUUGGUCAUUUUGAUUUCCAUUGUUAUUUUCUGCUUGGAGACCCUGCCUGAGUUUAGGGACGACAAGGACCCGACUACUGUCUCUCCUAUUGCGAAUGCCACUGGCCCUUUCAUGUCCAGCACUUUCACAGACCCUUUCUUUGUGAUCGAGACCCUUUGCAUCAUCUGGUUCUCUUUCGAACUGCUCGUGCGAUUCUUCGCGUGCCCCAGCAAGGCUACUUUUUCCAAAAACAUCAUGAAUAUCAUUGAUAUCGUGGCUAUCAUUCCUUACUUUAUCACUCUGGGGACGGAGCUGGCCGAGAGUCAAGGCAACGGCCAGCAAGCCAUGUCGCUCGCCAUCCUCCGCGUGAUCCGUCUGGUGAGGGUCUUUCGCAUCUUCAAGCUAUCACGCCACUCCAAAGGUCUCCAGAUUCUCGGCCAGACCCUAAAAGCCAGCAUGCGGGAGCUGGGACUCCUCAUCUUCUUCCUCUUCAUUGGGGUCAUCUUGUUUUCCAGCGCAGUCUACUUCGCCGAGGCCGAUGACCCUACCUCCAGUUUCAGCAGCAUCCCUGAUGCUUUCUGGUGGGCUGUGGUUACCAUGACUACAGUUGGUUAUGGGGACAUGCAUCCAGUAACCAUUGGAGGCAAAAUUCUAUUUUGA